UUUAACGGUUGGAAUGAGAGACGUAGGAUCUGAUUGGUCAGUGACAGGGGAUACACAAAAAUCAACCAAUCUGCGCGGUUGGCAGAUUCAGGUGGUAAAUCCUGAUCCUGCCUCUUAGUGUAACACGGCCCGGAGCUCUCUACUCUCUCUCGUAGUGUAUUUUUCAGCCCUGCCUCGGCUACUUCUCUUCCCCUGUGCCGCCAUUAAAGCCCCUCGGCUUGGUGUUUGGAAGUCGGGAAAAGGAUAAAAAUGAUUUAAAGCGUCAAAGCGGACGACCGAGGGACGGGACUAGGGGUGGGGGGGUUUCUUGCUCCGUGGUAUGUAUGGACCUUCAACUGCCAAGUAAACGGCGCCCCAAAGAAGUGAAUAUGCGGCGGGUGACGACCAAGUGAGAGAAGCCUGAGUUCGGAUUGGAGUGGGUUUCUCUGGUCGGAGGGGAGGGGGGGGAGCUCGGGGAAGCUCCAUUUGUUUUGGCUGCAGUGUGAAACUAAGGAGUGUAAACACAGCAAAGCAAAGUGCACUGCUUGCUGUGUGAUCUCCUUGAGAGUGGAUCUGCCGAGCUGAGAGCCCCUCUGAACGGCAGGAAGUCUCCCUCAGUGGCGGUGCGACGAUGACCGAGCUGGCUGCCAAGUGGGCUUGUGAAUACUGCACAUACGAGAACUGGCCGUCAGCCAUCAAGUGCACCAUGUGCCGCGCUCAGAGGCCCAGUGGGGGUGCCAUCAUUACUGAGGAGCCCUUCAAGAGCAACCCUGCUCUGGAUGCCAGUCUGCACCAGUGGGACCCUGCAGGCCUCAGCAACAGCCCACCCCAAGGGGGUUCCAGCUUACUUAUUUGUCCAGACUCCAGUGCCCGACCCCGUGUGCGCAUUGCUGAUGUACCUGAGACUAGUAGCAAGUGGUCAUGUCACAUGUGCACCUACCUGAACUGGCCUCGGGCCAUCCGUUGCACCCAGUGCCUGUGCCAGAGGCAGCACGCUCAACAACAGCAUGGGCAACAUGCAACACAUCAGGGACAUCAUACCCAGCAGCCACGCAGCCCCACAGAGUCACCCCAGACCUCAGGCUCUGGGUGCCGCUCUGUUCCCUUUGCCACCACUACAGACCCCUGUGAGGAAUAUAAUGACCGUAACAGGCUCAACACUCAUGCACAGCACUGGACCUGUGCUGCCUGCACUUAUGAGAACUGGGCCAAGGCACAAAAGUGUGUAGUAUGCGACCACCCCAGGCCAAAUAGUCUACUAACUGAACCCAUAGAACUGGCAUCAGAGCCUGAGAGCCAACAACCUUCCUCAAAACUUAAUGAACAGGACAGGGACAACAGGAGGGGUGUUGUUGGGCAAGGAGUAGGGAGUGUGGUAGGUGGGGUUGGUGGUUGUAGCAGCAGCCAAAGGAGGUCUCCCCCUACCUCGAAACAGGAAUCAGAGAUGAACAUGGACUUUCAGAGGAUUGAAUUGGCGUCAGGGGCUGGGAUUGGGAGCAAAGAGGAGCUGGAGGUCGAUUUCAAAAAACUGAAGCAGAUUAAGAACAGGAUGAGAAGGACUGAUUGGCUGUUCCUCAAUGCUUGUGUUGGUGUGGUGGAAGGCGACCUGGCGGCUGUGGAGGCCUACAAGUCAUCAGGAGGUGACAUUGCACGACAGCUAACGUCAGAUGAGGUGCGCCUAUUAAAUCGGCCCUCAGCGUUUGAUGAUGGCUUCACGCUGGUUCACCUAGCCAUCCGCUUCCAGAGACAGGACAUGUUGGCUGUGUUACUCACAGAGGUGUCUCAACAGGCACCCAAGUGUAUUCCAGCAAUGGUAUGUCCUGAGCUAACGGAGCAAAUCCGUCGUGAGGUAGCUGCCUCUCUCCACCAGCGCAAGGGAGACUUCACCUGCUAUUUCCUCACAGACUUGGUGACCUUCACCCUUCCUGCAGACAUUGAGGACUUGCCCCCAGCAGUUCAGGAAAAACUGUUUGAUGAGGUGCUGGACAGAGACGUACAGAAAGAACUUGAAGAGGAGUCUCCCAUCAUCAACUGGUCCCUGGAGCUCGGGACUAGGUUAGACAGUCGGCUGUAUGCCCUGUGGAACCGCACAGCCGGGGAUUGUCUGCUCGACUCAGUGCUGCAGGCUACAUGGGGCAUCUACGACAAGGACUCAGUGCUCCGCAAGACCCUGCACGACAGCCUGCACGACUGUUCUCACUGGUUUUACACGCGGUGGAAGGAGUGGGAGUCGUGGUAUUCCCAGAGCUUCGGCCUGCACUUUUCACUCCGGGAGGAACAGUGGCAGGAAGACUGGGCUUUUAUCCUCUCUUUGGCUAGUCAGCCAGGAUCCAGCUUGGAGCAGACCCACAUUUUCGUUCUUGCACACAUACUUCGUAGGCCCAUUAUCGUCUACGGAGUGAAGUAUUAUAAAAGUUUUCGUGGCGAAACUCUCGGGUACACCCGUUUUCAAGGUGUGUACUUGCCCCUUUUGUGGGAGCAGAGUUUCUGCUGGAAGAGCCCCAUCGCUCUGGGCUACACGCGGGGCCACUUCUCAGCACUGGUGGCCAUGGAGAACGACGGAUUCGACAAUCGUGGCGCGGGCGCCAACCUUAACACAGACGAUGAUGUGACCGUCACGUUCCUGCCACUGGUCGACAGCGAGAGGAAGCUGCUUCACAUUCACUUUCUCUCAGCGCAGGAAAUGGGAAAUGAAGAGCAACAGGAGAAGCUUCUGCGGGAGUGGUUGGACUGCUGUGUGACCGAGGGCGGAGUCCUGGUGGCUCUUCAGAAAAGCUCCCGCCGCCGCAACCACCCGCUUGUCACCCAGAUGGUAGAGAAGUGGCUGGACGGCUACAGACAGAUCCGACCCUGCGCCUCUUUGUCUGACGGUGAAGAGGAGGAAGACGACGAGGACGAGUGACAAAACUGAAGUGGGGAGGGGGGGGCAGGACUCCUCCCCCUCUUCUCUCUUACAAUUUUACUUUAUUACUGUUUUUUUUUCUCCUUUCCUGACACGGACAAACUGUGAAAGCCUUCAGGAGAGGACAGGGAAACACAAGCCCCCACCCACCUUUCACCUGACAAAAGACACUGCUACUCUUCUAUUACACACAGGCACUUGGACAUAAAACUCAUUCAACCCUUAACUCAGACCAACCUGAGACUGACAAACCCCACUGCUGCAAAACACAGAUUUGGGGAGAGAAUAAAGGUUUACGAAUUCAGAUGACCUUUUGAUUUGUUUUGAGUUUCAAAAUGUAAAGGAAAAAAGGAAUCUUUAUCUAUAUAUGUAAAUGCAUGUGGUUGUUUAAAAAAAGAGUAUAAGGAAAUAUACCAGCAUUGAUUCAAAUCAACACUUUAUAUCCGAUCAGUAUGGGUACUGACAAAAGCACACUUCCAAAUUGAUUUUAUGAUGUUUUUCCAGUUGUUACAAAGAGUUGGCUUGUUUAGCAUUUUGUUUUUGAACGGGCAGGGACAAAGCCAAUAAAUAUCAUUAUCUUUAGAGAACCAGAGAUUGUGUAAUAAUAAAUUACUUUAAUCCUUAUUACUAAGCACUGCACAUUUAUUAAAACAUUUCUAUAUAAAUACAGUAUCAUUGCUUGAAUUAAGGUCAUUAUAUGAAGCUCUUGAAAAGGGAGACUUUCCCUUUACAAGUCAAAUCUACACUCACUAAGGUUUAGCACACAAACAUUCAUGUUGGAUCUUUGGUUUACCUUUUUUUCAGACUGACUGAACUGAGGCGUGUGUGUGUGUGUGUGUGUGUGUGUGUGUGUGUGUGUGUGUGUGUGUGUGUGUGUGUGUGUGUGUGUGUGUGUGUGUGUGUGUGUGUUGGGUUUUUCUUCUCUGAACUUACUCUACAUAUUUAUUGUUUGGAAACUUAUUUGAGCUAAUAAGAGCUUUCUGUAUAUUUUUUUUCUCCUUUUUGUGGUUUUGUUAAUUAUUCUCUCAAUCUUGAUGAAGACAUGUUGCACAGAAACAUUGUUGCUGUGAGGAAAGAACCAACCAUGACCAUCAGUGAAAAGUUUACUUAUGUUGUUGUGUGCAAUUUAGUACCUCAUUUGGAUGCCUAAAAUCUGGUGCUUUUGUUUUUUGGGGGGCAGGUGAGAGUGGGAGUGAGACACAUUCAAUGUCGACAUAAACCCAGAGUCACGCUUCUCUCUUCAUUGUCUCCUACUUCCUUUUUUGUCCCCUCUUUCCUUACAGCAUUUGUUGUCACAGUCACCCUCACGGUACACGUUAGUUCACCUCCUCUGUAAUGCCUGUUUGUUGUCAUUAUGUGAAGACAUCUUUAGUUUUUGUUGAUUAAGGUUGUUGUGAAAGACUGCAACAUAUAAAACCAAAGCUGACAAAAAAGAAAAAAAAAACACGAGUUUUUGUUACCUUUUUUGCUGUGAAUGUUUGCAUUUUGUUUUUUCUCGCCAUUGCGUACUGUAACCUCUUUCGUGUUUCAUUCAAGUCAUACACGUUUUGAGCAUCACCUGUAUGUUGCUUUGUAUUUAUGCAAUAGUUGCAGUUGUGACAAUGAUGGUUUGUGGAUUUAGGCCUGACUUCACUAUACAGAGUGUAACGCAAAGAACAAGUAAAAUAAGGAAAAAAAAAAUAAAGGAAAACCGUUUUGAAUGUCCAACAAAA
Messenger RNA from Seriola aureovittata, 4593 nucleotides. It is a transcript of the gene zranb1b, whose product is annotated as zinc finger, RAN-binding domain containing 1b. The transcript has 10 exons. Gene Ontology annotation, cellular component: cytoplasm; nucleus. Gene Ontology annotation, biological process: positive regulation of Wnt signaling pathway; protein K29-linked deubiquitination; protein deubiquitination involved in ubiquitin-dependent protein catabolic process. Bases 611 to 2881 code for a protein of 756 amino acids. The record is from RefSeq and is a predicted model, not a curated record. Lineage: Eukaryota; Metazoa; Chordata; Actinopteri; Carangiformes; Carangidae. Gene Ontology annotation, molecular function: K63-linked polyubiquitin modification-dependent protein binding; cysteine-type deubiquitinase activity.